Messenger RNA from Dendronephthya gigantea, 2472 nucleotides. RefSeq names its product putative leucine-rich repeat-containing protein DDB_G0281931. The coding region runs from base 94 to 2472 and encodes 792 amino acids. Gene Ontology annotation, molecular function: protein binding. The transcript is spliced from 5 exons. The record is from RefSeq and is a predicted model, not a curated record. NCBI's taxonomy places the organism in Eukaryota, Metazoa, Cnidaria, Anthozoa, Malacalcyonacea, Nephtheidae.
AAGGAUCAUUUGUUGUUUCAUAAAGAACAGAGACCUUUUCAAGAAGGGAAAUAAUGUGACUCAGUUGGCCGCGUUACAGUCUUAUCGGGCGAAAUGAUUGGGCGACUCCAUUUGAUGAUUAAAUGUGGUUUGGUGGUAUUAUGCCUUGGGAAAUACAGUAUUGUUUUUGAUAAACAGACAUUUAGUCAUGUGAAUGAUUCCACUGAGCAAUCAUGGGAUACAUUAAAUUAUCCCCACGAAGUAAGAUUGUGUAUGCACGAUCUUCCAGUUGUCCCCAAGGAACCUUUGAUUUUGAACAGCACUUUUAAUGCCACCGUCGAGCGGGGCAUCCUUUUGGAAAUCUACCGAUUGACCAAUGGGCUGAAUUGGACGAAUAGUUCAGGCUGGGGAGGUUCAGGCUCUCAUUGCCAGUGGUAUGGAGUUGGGUGCAGUAAUAUAACAAAUGGACGUGUCACAGUUUUGACUCUUGAGGCCAACAGACUACAAGGUACACUUCCUUCGACGCUAUGGAUGCUGAGAGAUUUGCAAGGACUUUGUUUGGAUGCAAAUCCUGGGCUCUAUGGAAAAAUGGGGGAUUUUCUUUCUUCAAAUAUGACGAGGUUAAUGAGGCUCGAUCUUGCUAGCUGUAAUCUCGAUGGUGUUAUUCCAGAUGAAAUCAUUGCAGGUUCAAAGUCUUUGGUAAAACUUCAGUUAAGCGGAAACAAGCUUAGCGGAGUUAUUCCACCAUCUAUAGGCCAGCUGACCGAGCUUCAGGUAUUGAGCCUAGGAGAAAACACCCCAAUUACCGGUAAAGUUCCUGAGGGAGUCGGUAACCUUUCGAAACUUUGGUUUCUCGACCUUGAAUCUUUGGGAGACCUUGAUACCACAAUAAAACCGUUUCUGGGUCUUUCAUCUUUGAAAUUUCUACACAUGUCAGAAAGCGGUAUACAUGGAACAUUGCCAGAUGACUUCGGAUCUUCAUUUCCCCUUCUGUGGGAAUGUCUGCUAAGCAGAAAUUAUCUGCAUGGAACCAUUCCAAAAACAAUGGGAAAAUUGACUGCUCUCGCUCACUUAAAUCUGGCCGGGAACAAGUUCAGCGGACAGGUACCAAAAGGUUUGGGCGAACUUAAUAAUUUGGAGGUCAUUGAUCUGUCAAAUAACUCGCUCAGUGGAUUCGAAGAAGGAUUCAGCUUCAAUUCUAGCAAGCUCGCGCUUUUAACUGUUGCGCAAAAUAGAGAUUUUUCUACCCAGUUGUCUCGUGUUUUUAAAAUACUGCAAUCUGCAAUCAAUUCUCUCAGAAGGCUCGACUUUGGUGGGUGUCAUCUGACUGGAGAUAUUCCACACGUAAUGUGGUCGUUUAUGAACUUAAUUGAAUUCAAUGUCAAAGACAACUUGCUGUCUGGAUUCUUACCGUUGCCAGGCCAAAACAUGUUGUUCCUUAUUACGCUUGAUUUCUCAGGGAAUAAACUUAUGGGAGAUAUUCCCGAAUAUUACGCCGAUCUGUUAGGUCUUCAAACCUUUGACGUGUCUCGUAAUCCAUCACUCAGAUAUGCCGGGGGAGAUUCGCCGAAAAUUCCCAGAUUUGCGAAGACGGACAAGAGCACGAUGAUACGGGAAAACAAAAACGAUCAUUACACGUGUCCUGUGAUCAGGUUUAGGUACAACAGUGGCAUUAUUAAGAUGGAUUCGACGUAUUACGACAAACGUUCUUUCUCGGCCCUCGCACCUUGUUUGGAAGACAUCGACCGUCGGUACAUGGGCCAGAAUCCUUGGGUCGAUUGCCCAAGUCACGAAUAUAGGGUCAUGCGAAUCCUUGGUUACUGUUCCUUAGGGGCGUAUAUUUUAGGCGUUCCUUUUAUCUUGUUCCUUCCCCUCUUGAUCUGCGCUUUUUGGAACAAAGGUAAUGGAGUUAACCGUGAAGGAGCUGGCGGUGAAAGAAAUGAAAGGGACUUUUGGAUGGGCUUUUUGUAUCUGGCAUAUAAAGAGGAAUUUCGAAGUUAUAUUGAAAUCUUUUUCUUGCUUCGCAGAGCUGUAUUUGCCGCGAUCCUCUCCUUCAUUUCGUAUCAUUCGCCCUUUCAGGUGCCUGUUUUGACGGUUGGCUUUUUGAUUUGCCUGCAUUUCAUCGUGGUGUGCAAGCCCUACGAAUGCUCGUCAUAUUUGAAAGUUGGCCGCUUUAAGGUCAACGUGGAAAAUGGUCUCGAAUGCUUGAUUCUCGUCGUGUUGUUGCUAUCGUUCGUUUUCCUCGGUCAAGAGUCUGCACGAAAGAGCCAAAAUGUGGCGUUGCUUUGGCUGGUUAUUGCGGGCAACAGCCUUGCUACGGUCGUAUGUAUCGCCGCAGCUGUUAUGAGGUUGGUCAGAAAAGUAGAGCAACCGACACCUCCGGCAAGCGCUCAAGCUUCUGAAACACAGAGCCUUCUUCCAGAAAAUGGACAAACGAGUGGUAAUUAUGGUUCUACGGAUAGCGCAGCAUCUGCUGUCGAAGAUGGGCAAUAG